GAAAUGCGCGCAGGGCCCGCCCUGCUCGGUAAGUGGCCCGGGACCCGCGUCGCUGAGCCGGAACUUGAAUUCGGCUCGUGGCAACCGCAGGGCCUUGCUCCGGUCAGGCCCCUGUCCGUGUCCCUCGAGACGCCUUCCUGAGCCUCGGUGAUCUCCCUGCAGCACGCCCUCCUUUCGGCUCUGCGGGUGCUUCCGGGGGUUCCCGCAGCCCAUGCUUCCCACGCGGUCCGCGUCCAGUUAUUUCCUCCUCCGCUCCGUCCUUCCUUCGCUCUCUCGCUUCCUUUCUCCCUGCGACUCACGUGUCCCCUGUCCUCAAACUGGCCAUGGCUGUCAAAGCCCACAUCCUUAGUUAGGCCCCUUCUCCCUUCCCUGGGUCUUGUUUCGUGACACCACCUCCCUCCCCCGCCCCGGGAGCGAGCAAGAUGAGGAGCGGUGCACCUCGGCAAAUCCGGAAGCAGAACUUCAUCCAAGAAGGAGGGGACCGAUAGGUCAUCCCAUGUGACAGUUGAAGGCUGCAGCCACAGACCCUAGCUGCUUGAAGCCCUGUAGUCCAGGGACUGCUUCUGGCCGUAAGGUGACCCAGCUCUUCUGCCACCAUGAACAGGGCGCCUCUGAAGCGGUCCAGGAUCCUGCGCAUGGCGCUGACUGGAGUCUCUGCUGUCUCCGAGGAGUCAGAGAGCGGGAACAAGCCAUUUCUGCUCCGGGCUCUGCAGAUCGCGCUGGUGGUCUCUCUCUACUGGGUCACCUCCAUUUCCAUGGUAUUCCUCAACAAGUACCUGCUGGACAGCCCCUCCCUGCAGCUGGAUACCCCCAUUUUUGUCACCUUCUACCAAUGCCUGGUGACCUCACUGCUGUGCAAGGGCCUCAGCACUCUGGCCACCUGCUGCCCCGGCAUGGUAGACUUCCCCACCCUAAACCUGGACCUCAAGGUGGCCCGAAGUGUGCUGCCGCUGUCAGUGGUCUUUAUCGGCAUGAUAACCUUCAAUAACCUCUGCCUCAAGUACGUAGGGGUGCCCUUCUACAACGUGGGACGCUCGCUCACCACCGUGUUCAACGUUCUUCUCUCCUACCUGCUGCUCAAACAGACCACUUCCUUCUAUGCCCUGCUCACCUGCGGCGUCAUCAUUGGUGGUUUCUGGCUGGGUAUAGACCAAGAAGGAGCUGAGGGAACCUUGUCCCUGACGGGCACCAUCUUCGGGGUGCUGGCCAGCCUCUGCGUCUCCCUCAAUGCCAUCUAUACCAAGAAGGUGCUCCCUGCAGUAGACCACAGUAUCUGGCGCCUAACCUUCUAUAACAAUGUCAAUGCCUGCGUGCUCUUCUUGCCCCUGAUGAUAGUGCUGGGCGAGCUCCGUGCCCUCCUGGCCUUCACUCAUCUGAGCAGUGCCCACUUCUGGCUCAUGAUGACGCUGGGUGGCCUGUUUGGCUUUGCCAUCGGCUAUGUGACAGGACUGCAGAUCAAAUUCACCAGUCCCCUGACCCAUAACGUGUCAGGCACGGCCAAGGCCUGUGCACAGACAGUGCUGGCCGUGCUCUACUACGAAGAGAUUAAGAGCUUCCUGUGGUGGACAAGCAACCUGAUGGUGCUGGGUGGCUCCUCCGCCUACACCUGGGUCAGGGGCUGGGAGAUGCAGAAGACCCAGGAGGACCCCAGCUCCAAAGAUGGUGAGAAGAGUGCUAUCAGGGUGUGAGCUCCUUCAGGGAGCCAGGGCUGAGCUCGGGUGGGGCCUGCCCAGCACGGAAGGCUUCCCAUAGAGCCUACUGGGUAUGGCCCUGAGCAAUAAUGUUUACAUCCUUCUCAGAAGACCAUCUAAGAAGAGCCAGGUUCUUUCCUGAUAAUGUCAGAAAGCUGCCAAAUCUCCUGCCUGCCCCAUCUUCUAGUCUUGGGAAAGCCCUACCAGGAGUGGCACCCUUCCUGCCUCCUCCUGGGGCCUGUCUACCUCCAUAUGGUCUCUGGGGUUGGGGCCAGCUGCACUCUUUGGGCACUGGACUGAUGAAGUGAUGUCUUACUUUCUACACAAGGGAGAUGGGUUGUGACCCUACUAUAGCUAGUUGAAGGGAGCUGUGUAACCCCACAUCUCUGGGGCCCUGGGCAGGUAGCAUAAUAGCUAGGUGCUAUUAACAUCAAUAACACUUCAGACUACCUUUGGAGGCAGUUGGGAGCUGAGCCGAGAGAGAGAGAUGGCCAUUCUGCCCUCUUCUGUGUGGAUGGGUAUGACAGACCAACUGUCCAUGGGGUGACUGACACCUCCACACUUCAUAUUUUCAACUUUAGAAAAGGGGGAGCCACACGUUUUACAGAUUAAGUGGAGUGAUGAAUGCCUCUACAGCCCCUAACCCCACUUUCCCUGCCUGGCUUCUCUUGGCCCAGAAGGGCCACCAUCCUGUUCUCCAACACCUGACCCAGCUAUCUGGCUAUACUCUCUUUCUGUACUCCCUUCCCCUUCCCCCCCCCAUUAGCCUCCUCCCCAACACCUCCAUCUUCAGGCAGGAAGUGGGGUCCACUCAGCCUCUGUUCCCAUCUGCUUGGACCCCUGAGCCUCUCAUGAAGGUAGGCUUAUGUUCUCUGAGGCUGGGGCCGGAGGAGCGCACUGAUUCUCGGAGUUAUCCCAUCAGGCUCCUGUCACAAAAUAGCCUAGGCCGUGUGUCUAAGAACAGUGGAGGUUGGCUUAUAACUGUUCUGGGGGCAGCGAAGCCCACAUCAAGGUACUCAUAGACCCAGUAUUUCUGAGGAAACCCCUGUCCACAUCCUCACUUGGUAAAGGCACAGAUAAUCUCCCUCAGGCCUCUUGUAUAGGAGCACUAGCCCUGGGAGGGCUCCGCCCCAUGACCUGAUCACCCCAAAGCCUUCAACAGAAGGAUUCCAACAUGAAUUUGGGGACAGAAGCACUCAGACCACGAUGCCCAGCACCACACCCUCCUAUCCUCAGGGUAGCUGUCACUGUCCUAGUCCCUUCUGUUUGGCCUUUUGUACCCUCAUUUCCUUGGCGUCAUGUUUGAUGUCUUUGUCUCUUUCGUGAGAAGAUGGGGAAACCAUGUCAGCCUCUGCUUCCGACUUCCCAUGGGUUCUAAUGAAGUUGGUGGGGCCUGAUGCCCUGAGUUGUAUGUGAUUUAAUAAAAAAAAAAUUUUUUUAAAAACAAA
This is a messenger RNA of Mus musculus (house mouse), 3139 nucleotides long. It is a transcript of the gene Slc35c1, whose product is annotated as solute carrier family 35, member C1. Gene Ontology annotation, molecular function: GDP-fucose transmembrane transporter activity. Lineage: Eukaryota; Metazoa; Chordata; Mammalia; Rodentia; Muridae. Gene Ontology annotation, cellular component: Golgi apparatus; Golgi membrane. The transcript has 2 exons. Bases 597 to 1688 code for a protein of 363 amino acids. Gene Ontology annotation, biological process: GDP-fucose import into Golgi lumen. The record is from RefSeq and is marked validated.